AUGAGUACUGAUGGACAGCCAUUGGUGAAAACCGAUAAGGAGGCGACAAGGUCAAAGAAAAUUGCUUGUGUCGAAUGCCGACAGCAGAAGGCCAAGUGCGAUGCCCACGAAACGGCCCCCGAGCCCUGUACCAGAUGCAAGCGGCGAAAAUUGCCGUGUGAGCUGAAAUCAGACUACAAGAGAACUUACAAACGCGCCAAAAUAGCACAGUUAGAGAAAGAGUAUGAAUUUCUUCGACAACGGCUUCAGGGAGACGUGAGAAGUAUGGAGUACGUUCCUCAGAUCACUACACUUCCUCCCCUAAAUGCCGUUACCGCACCUCUUCCCGGUCCUCCACCGCCGCAGACCAUACCUCCAAUCCUACCAUUUGUGUCUCCAUCCCCGUCUCCAGCUACUGCGCCCUCUACGGUGCCAACUGGUCCAGCAGUAAUGCGGAACACGACCGAGUCCACAUUUUUUGGCACUAAAGGCCCCGAUCCUGUUGCGGUUCCCCGAGUACAUAUAGACCCGUCUCUGUACAUGUGCUCCCCAAAAUCUCUUGGAGACGUUAAUCUUUCAGAGGACCAAAUCAGGGCUCUUUUUUACGAGUACGUUGAACGCUACCACCCGAUCCUGCCCGUCGUUGAUGUCCACAAAGGUGUGGAAAAAUUGUACAAAUUGUGCCCAGUGCUUUUUUGGACCAUCAUGUACACAGGACUACGAAAACAUCAGUCAUCGGCCAUUUCGAGAGAGGAAUCCAGCCGGCUCUAUUUUGCACUUUCUCCGAUUCUCAAGUCCGCUUUGGCAGAACUCGCAAUUGCGCCAAUUACGAGAUAUGCACCUGCAGAGAUGGAAGAGGCCAUUCUCAACGUUUCCAGUGUUUUCUCUGUUCAGGCCUUACUAAUUUACACCUACUGGCCCCCUUUGAAGUCCUCGUUGAGCGCUGACGCGAGCUGGAACUCAAUAGGAAUGGCCAUUUUCCAGGCUAUUAGAAUUGGACUCCAUGUGCCGGGUCAUUCGUCUGACGGUAUGAAAACAAACAACAUGGAUUUAUUACAGGAGCAGGUGAGAACUUGGCUAUGCUGCAAUGCGGUGUCCCAGAUUAUUGGUACUGCGUUUGGCUUUCCUAGCUUUGUCCAGCUCGACACGUCUUUGUUGAUGUCGUGCAAGCCAAACAGUGCGCUGGAGAUCCCUGAUUCACUGAGGCAGAUGGUUGAAAUCCAGUUGUUUGAGGACUGUCUGGCCAAAACACUGAACAGUAAUCCUUUGGACCCUCUGCGACUAGUGGAUGCCUCAGAAAGACUCCCGUUGCUGCAGCUACUACACAAUCAACUGGACCAGUUAGAAAUUAAGCUGCUGACGGACUUCGCCCAUCCUGUGGACGACAUGUUGCGGAUGAACCUUUACGCUGCCAGACUGCACAUUACAACAUACUAUUUUCUGGACACCGAUAGAAUUGCACCUUUCGAGCUCACCAAAGGCAUGACUAAAGCAUACAAUGCUGCGUUGGCCGUUAUUAUGCACUGCAAAGAUGCCCAGGCCAGAGAUAAAGGUUUCAUGAAGUACAUGCCCGGGGUCCAUGUCCUGACAAUCUGGCAGGCUGCCUUUAUCAUUGCCAAACUCGUGCACUCCUCGUAUUCCUCGUUUGUGGAUGUUGGUGCUGGAAAGGAGGCUUACCAAAGCGCAAUCAACCUCGUUUUGAAGGCUUCGGUCGUCAAGCACGACAUGGCACACAGAUCCUCGGGAAUCAUGCGCUCGCUCUGGCCCCUGUUCAAGACGCUACAUGAACGUGGAGACGAGUUCCAGAAAGUUACUGUGCGUUCGCGGAUGGCUGCGAGCGUGUUUUUUGACUGUCUAUGGAUUUUGCGUGAGAAGAGCGGUAUGAUCAAGCUGGCACCGCGCGAAAGCUCCUCAAACGUCGACAGCGGAGCAGCAGACGAAGAGUCAGAGUCGGAGGCCUACGAAGAUGCUGUGGACUCCAACUCGGAGUCUGAAGCGACACCCGAUGAUCAACAGAUUGCCAAGGACGUUCACGACACGCCCGGUUCGUCUAUUUCGUCCCAGUCGCGGAGACGGAGAAAACAAAGAAGCUUGUCAAACACGCUGCAUCCAGAAUCGUCUGCCCGUAAAAUUAUCAAAACAAUUCCGCUUGAUCCCCAGCCGAUAGCUUUGAGCGACAAGCAGGACCGCAGCAGUGCCGCUUCAAGCAGUAAGGCGUCGCCAUUUUUGUCACAGUACAAAUCGCCUCCGGAGCAGACCAAAGUGCAACCGGAAAAUACGAAAAAGACGCGCAAAUCAGACACGAGCGAAAACCGCGAGUUCCCGCUGGACUCGUGGGAGAUGGUGACGGACAUCGAUUCGGACUUUCUGUUUAAGAAUAUCGACACAGUGAUGGAUGUGUUCGGGUUCCAUGCUGAGUAA
Messenger RNA from Ogataea parapolymorpha DL-1, 2400 nucleotides. Its product is annotated as Zinc-finger transcription factor. Gene Ontology annotation, biological process: DNA-templated transcription; regulation of DNA-templated transcription. Gene Ontology annotation, cellular component: nucleus. The transcript has a single exon. The record is from RefSeq and is a predicted model, not a curated record. Gene Ontology annotation, molecular function: transcription cis-regulatory region binding; zinc ion binding; DNA-binding transcription factor activity, RNA polymerase II-specific. Lineage: Eukaryota; Fungi; Ascomycota; Pichiomycetes; Pichiales; Pichiaceae. Bases 1 to 2400 code for a protein of 799 amino acids.